CAGAAACUUUAACUCAAUUGAAUGAUAAAUUGCAUGUACAGUAUACUGAAACAUAUGCUUUGAUUUUAUGAUGUGUUGUAUAUCAUGGUUAUGAUGCCAGCUCUCCCUAGACUAAUUUGUUUUUCUUCAAUGGAUUUAUGGUGAUUUCGGUGUGAAUAAAGUUAUCUCGUUCGGGUUACACAUAAAUUCUCCUGGUGGUACUUGUUCGUACAAGCUAUAUUAUUCAGUUUCUACAAAUGAUGUUUACUGAUUUUGGUCUGAAUACCAUUAUUCUUGUGAAUAUAGUUUAGAUAUUCUGUGCAAGCAUGAACAAGUUUGGUUUUAAAUCGAUGUAUACCGAAGCCAGAUUUUAUUGAAUAUUUUAUAUGCAAACCAUCCUAUCCCAUUUAAACCUGUUUCAAUAGUGCCUAGGGCAUUCGCACAGGUACAGUGUACCAUACCCUUUGUUUGCAUUCUCAACACAGAGCCACAGACCGCAGACUCGAUGAUUCGAGAAUACACGGGGGUUGUGUUCCAGAGACUAUAGCUGAGUUCAGUGCGUGGGCAAUGUGUUUACCAGGGUAGCCUUCCAGGCUUUGCAAGCAGCACUCAAACUGCAGCGUGAGAGGCAUUGUUUUGGUCGGCUGGCGAGGGUUUAACAGCGAUUCAACAACUCGUGGUGUCGCUCCGUACAUAUGUACAUACGCAGUAUAACAUUGCCCCAUAUGGUUCAUACAUGUACCACGUUCGUCAUUAGAGUUGAAUGCUUUGCUGCUAGUUGUAAUAUUGCAAGUUUUGCCACAAUAUUCAUGGAUGUUUCUUGCAGAUUUCCAGUGUGAAGGUUGAAUAUUAUCAGAUCCUAGGACCGUUCACUGCCUGAAGCCAGAUAUCCUGUUUACGGGAAAGCAAGUCACCUCUCUUUCCCCACCAUCUGUUGCGAUCAUCGUUAGCAAAUCUCACACUCAUUCCAAACUUCCCUCAAGAAAUCAUGUUCCCCUGGAACUCAACUUGACAGAAAGAUCCCUUUAAAAAAAGUCGGCGCAAACCUUACUCCAAUUUUUGGUUGGAGUUGAAUCAUCACUUCAUUUGCCCUCCAUUGAAGCACAACCUUACUGUAUCGUAUAGCAACAUCGAAAAUAGUCGAUCCCUCUUUACCGUUUGAAACCAGACCCUGACUUGUUGAUAACCCUGUUCCUGAGAGCUUCCUUCAUGUAUACGUCGAACGCCAGCUUCCCAACAAACCGACCACCAUUACUCCUCCUCACCUUAGAAUUAAAGUUCCCCCUCCUCCCUAAGCCGUCCCCGCCCUUUGCCCCCGGUCACCAGUCCCUAGCACGCCAUGGCGGAUCUCCAAUUUGAGAUCACCGACCUCGACCACGACCACCAGGUCAACGGUAACUACAAUGGAAAUCAUAAUCACAGUAGCGACGAGGACGAGGAGAUGCUCAUCGAGCCCCUGAUCGACUUCUUGCUCAAGGAGCCGGCGACACACAGUACCCCAAUUAAGAAUGAGAAUAUCAACAACAAGACCAAGAAGAGAAGCCCCACAUGCGCCAAGCUGAAGUGGAAGUGGGCCUUCCAGCAGGUGAGGAAGAUGAACGACCCCUGGAAGGAGUUCCACCUGGAGGAUCUCCCCAUAGACACGGCCAUCAGACAUCGCUACAACGCCGUCGAGAAGACCUGGGUCCAGGAUGAAGUCCAGGUCAAGAUGGGUUCAGAGUCUUUUGCACAUGGAGCCAUGAGAGAGUGUUUUAGAAUGAAGAAGAAGUCUAAUUUCAGCAAGCAUCACCAGUGGAAGAACUCUGGUAACUUUGUCGCUAAGCGUUACAUGGAGACGGUGGAAAGAGACGUCUAUUUUCAAGAUGUCCGUCUUCAGAUGGACGCCAAGAUCUGGGGAGAGGAGUUCAACCGCCACAAUCCUCCAAAGAAGGUGGAUAUCUUUCAGAUGGCUGUCCUGGAGUUCAUGAAUCGACCUGGUAAGCCUCUCUUCCAUUUGGAGAGCUACAUAGAGGGCAAAUACAUCAAGUACAACUCAAACUCUGGAUUCGUCAGGGACGAAGCACUCCGAAAAACACCACAGGCAUUCAGCCAUUUCACAUUUGAGAGGUCCGGUCACAAGCUCAUCGUUGUAGACAUCCAAGGUGUGGGAGAUCUGUACACCGAUCCUCAAAUCCACACCUCUACCGGUACGGAGUACAACGAGGGUAACCUCGGCAUGCGCGGGAUGGCGCUCUUCUUCGCCACCCAUGCCUGCAACGAGAUCUGUGACCAUCUGGAGCUGACCCAGUUUGACCUUCACUGCUCUGAGUUCACGGAACAUGAGAAAUACGUGAAACUGCAGAAAAAUUCUGGGACCAUCUGCCGAGGUACCGAGAACCGCGUCUUCAAACCUCGCGCAAGGCCCUCCAUCUCCCCCCUCGACAUGACCCAGUUCGUCGUUUUCGAGCGGUCCAACUCGCAGAUGUCGACGGGCUCCAGCGUGGUCCUGUCUCCGCUUGCCGAAUCGCCUCCGAGGCGCAUUUCCUUCCAGGAGCUCCCUUCAUCACCUGACGAUGUCGCCAUGUCGAUGUCUCCACCUCCAAGCGUGCUCAAUCAGUUCCAAAGAAGGACGGCACGUUUUAGGUUGGACUCGGAGAGCGAGAGCGAAACGCUGUCUCACGAUGAUGAAAAAAGGGCAAAAUUUCUGGAAAGAAAUGUGAACCACAGACCAUCCUGUGUGAACCUGGAGGUUCAGCUGCGAAAGACUAUGCUGGUGACCAGUACUGGAGGCUCUAUCUUAGGACAGAUUCAUCUGGACAUGGCUAAGUACCACGAGAUGGGCCGCUUCGCUCCCGAUGACAACAGCCGUAACAUGGAGGCUGCCCUCUACCAUCUGCGUCACGGUGCGGACUGCGGAGUCCUGGAAGCUAUCAUUGCCAUGGCUAGGAUCUGCCUACAGCUAACCCACGAUGUACUCACCGAGGUGUCUGUACCGAGUGAUGAUGAAGAUUAUAUGAACGAGGGAAUGGACUACAUGGAGACGGCUGCAGAGGCAGGGGACAGGGCAGCCAUACUGUUUGUAGCCAGAGCAUACGACACCGGUCACAACCUGGGAACUGCUAGGACGAAAUCGUGGUUGGAGGCCAUGCACUGGUACGAGGAAGCGGUCAACACAGAGAAGGUUGAUGAAGACGGCCAUUAUGAUUCCACCAUGGAUGAUCCUAACUACCUGCUUAGUGCUAGGAUGGCAGAGAUGUAUCGGGCAGGCGGACCGGACCUCGACAAGAACCCUGAGAAAGCAGCUGAGCUUUACAACGAAGCUGCAGAGGGCGCAAUUGCCGCCAUGAAAGGCCGCCUCUCCAACAAGUACUACAUGCUCUCUGAGGAGUGUUAUGGUGAGAUGGAGGAGGAGUGAAAAGGCUCAUUGGACAGCCUCAUCACAUGUCGGGUAUAUUGUAUUCAUCCUCCAGUGGUCCCCCCACUAUAUGACAAACUAAGUUUGGUGUACUUGUAUGUCUUGUCUAUAAAUGGAAUUCUUUAAUAAAUUGAUCUUCAUAUUUGUAAAAUCAGGUUCUUUGGUUUGUAAAGACUUAUGAAUGAUCAAACUUUUUUCUUUUUUACUUCUUUUAAAAAUUAUCAUUAUGUUUCUUGAAAUUUUGACUGCAAAAACAGCUCAUUGACACAUUCCUCCUUUUUUAUUUUUUUGUAUUCAUUCAUUGCAAUCUGUCUUAAAGACGUGCAAACUAUAACUGCAUCUGUCACAGCACAAUUUAUUUUUCAUGUAUAUCAUUUUCAGCAAUAGCUAUUUGAUGGGAAAAGGCAAAGUUUGAGUACUUUUAGUUGGUUCAUAUGAUCCAUAUCAAUAGCCAAAAAGUUUUAAUGUAGUUUUGAUUUCAUACGAGGAUAGAGAAGAUUACGCACAUUUAGAUUAUCUGAAUUUCUGAAAAAGUUUGUUCUUGAAAAUAUGUCAUUUUUCUUUUGAGGCAACUUGGCUGGUUCAUUUGCCUCAAAGUUGAUGAAAUUUCUGUAUGGGACAUUGCACGCUGUCACUGAACAUAGUUUGGUGUAUAUGCGAUGUAUAUAAUAUUCAAUAUUUGUCAUUGUUCAAGUUUAUGUUUGAAGAAAAAAAUUCAACUUUUGUUCUAUUUUGAGUCCACCUCCAAGGCAUUAAUGUAUGUGUCUGUACAUAUCUAUGUUGUAAAUAUAUUGUCAUUUAACAUUUAGUUUAACAUUUCAAGUUUAACAUUACUUUGUUUCAAAAUGGAGGUGUAUUUGAUUGGGUAGCACAAGCAAGCUAACAGUUUCAAAAACAUUAGUGAGUAUUAUGUCAAUGAUUUGAAAAUGUGUAAGAAACGGAAGAGACAACAAAGAAAAUCAUGAAAAUUUACAUGAAAUAAAGUAUUGGUGUGGUAACAAUUAUAAUUUGGGCGAUAAAUGAAUAUUUAAAAUAACACUCCAAUAUGUUUAACAUAAACUGGAUAAGAUGAAUUUAUUUUUGUGAAAAUAAUGUGACCUUUAUUAAUAAUAUUGAAUAUUUCAUGGUUCAAAAUCAUCAUUUCAUUAUUAAAAUUGUUGUAUUCUCGAAAACACAAUACUUUAUGAUAUAUAAGUAUAGUUUUUCGCCAACAAGAUUAGGGCAAGGUUGUAAGUGCGUAUUAAUAUAUACCUGUCUAAGGAUUCUCAAGUUGUACAUAUGAUAACUUAUAUCUCGUAAUGCCUACCUCACUGUGUAACACAGCUCAUUUAGAAAACAACUCAUUAUAACUCAACUGAUAUCAGGGUAGUAAAUCGUUAAGCUGGGAGGAAAUUUUUGUUUUAAAUAUUUUGUUUACCGUAAUUCUUUUCAUCUUGAUAUAUCCAGUAUUUAAUCAUAUUGUUUGAGUGAAAUUGGGAUUUUUGAACAUAAAGUGAAAUGCACAGGGAAUAAUUCAACAUCUAGAAAAAAAUAACAAGAUUUGAAAUUCAGGAAUCUCCCUACAAGUAAUUAGAAAUCGAAGUACCGGUAGCUUAGAAUAAGCUAAUUGGGUAGAGAACUUGACCGCUAAUUCAGAGCAGAUUGUAAAGUAAAGGCCUUACGGAAGUAUUGCAGUGGAACAUUUGAAUUCUUGUUAUGAAAACUUCAAAUGUAUGAAUUGUAUAUAAAUGAUAAGACUGAAGUUUAUA
This is a messenger RNA of Strongylocentrotus purpuratus (purple sea urchin), 5121 nucleotides long. RefSeq names its product eukaryotic elongation factor 2 kinase. Gene Ontology annotation, biological process: protein phosphorylation. The transcript has 14 exons. NCBI's taxonomy places the organism in Eukaryota, Metazoa, Echinodermata, Echinoidea, Camarodonta, Strongylocentrotidae. The record is from RefSeq and is a predicted model, not a curated record. Gene Ontology annotation, molecular function: elongation factor-2 kinase activity; ATP binding; calcium ion binding. The coding region runs from base 1319 to 3373 and encodes 684 amino acids.